CGUAACAGCGAAGAAAGACAGCGGAGAAUGGAAGCAGAGAACAGCAGCUCUUCCUGCAGCUUUUCCACUAACUGGAUCGUCGAGCAGGGAUGUCUAGAGAAUUCUAUCACUUUCGAGUCUUCAGUUUCUCCGAUCGAUGAAGACGUCGAUGCAAGUUCGAGAGAUCAUCUCCUGCUCAAGCCCGAUUCACCCGAUUCUGGACCUUGCGAAAUCAAGAUUAUUUUUAGGCAGAAACAUGAAGUCCGACAGGUCUAUGUUCGCAGUACUGCUCGAGUAUAUGAGAUAUAUUAUGCAACCAACCAGCAGAGCAGUAAUGAAUAUCUCUGCACAGUACGCUGUGGAAUUGUUGCUAAAAGUGAAAUAGUUCACCACACAAAUGAUAGUGGAGAAACAAUUGUUGCAAAUCCAAUGAAAGAAGAGAAAGUUAAGAAUGGCAGUCAUAAUAGCACCAAUGAAGAUGACUGGGUAGAAGUUAAGGUCCCUGAUUCUCCAUCACUUGAUAGCAAUGCCACUUUUCUCCCCAAAAAGAAUGAAUUAAAUAUGGAUCGAAGCAUUCAGGAUCUUUACGAGGCUACAGCAGAGAUUACUGAUGCAAGCCCCUGCACAUCUCUUACACUUCGACUGCUAUCACUUCAGACCAAAGGAUGUCUUCAUCUACAGGAGAUUUACAUAUUUGCUGAUCCUGUUGAAUCUUCUGAUUCAGAUCAUGAAGUGGGUCUGAUGGAAAAACCAGCAGGAAGUUCUUUAAUGGCCAUGCUUGUUCCCACUCUUCUGCAGCUAUCUAAAUCUGGAAUUGGCCAAACACGAGAAAGGAAUGUUUCUAAUAUCAGAGAGACAUACAAUCAUUGGGGUGGUAACUCAGAGACAGCUGAAUUAACCAACCCUUCAACUUGGAGGAUAAUAAAGGAAGCUGAAUCCAGCAUGGCUGAUAAACAGAAACCGGAAAUCCAAUGUGCAACUGGGGCUACUGUAGAAUCAACCCUGUCUGGAUCCAGCAUAGCUGAUCAACAGGAAAUAAAAAUGCAAGAAGUGGCUGUGGCCAUGGCAAAGUAUUGUGAACCACAACCCAGCAUAGCUGAGCAGCAUGAAGUGAGAAGGGUUGCUGGAGAAACCACACAGUUAAAAUCUGAGACACAGAUGAAAGGUACAGAACACAGAUCUGAUUCUGUAAUCGAAGAAAAUGGUUUGCCUUGUAGUCGUUUGGAGAAAAUUUUGGAUCAGCUGGUUUGUCGAAUGGACAGAAUAGAAGCUGUCUGUUCUAGGUUCGAAGAAAACAUGUUGAAGCCCAUCAGUAGCAUGGAGACGAGGCUCCUGCGACUGGAGCAGCAACUGGAGGCCCUUACCAUGAGAUCACAUCCUUCUGGAAGGUACUCAUGCACAAGGAUUGCUGCUCCUGAAUUUUCAUGCAAUGAAUCUGAAUCCAGCUCCUGUGUAGAUGGGAAUGAUAGAUGCUGUUAUGGUGGUCUGGAAUCUGCUGAGAAAGAUACAGAUUUUGAUAAAUUGUCACCUGCAACUGAUAAUGCUAUAGUUGAUGCUUCUCAAUCUCUUCCAGGUCUGGUAGUUACAGCUCCUGAAUUUUCAAAUGGUGAUGAUGAUGAUGAUAAUCACAAUGAUAUUAAGAGUUGUAGUGAUUCUUCUGAGUCACUGAAGGAGCCCAUAACAGUGAAGUCAUGUCCAUCCAUUGAUGAUGCUUUAGCUUUGGCACUUGCAGGAUUCUUAACUUCAACUUCGAUUCAAUCUCCACAAAUUUCCCAAUCUUUAAAAAUUAGUGCUCCUGAUUUUCCAAAUGAAGAGGAUCAUGACAAUGACAAUUUGGCUUCACCAAUAAUUUCAUGUGAAAGGCUUGCAGAUCUGGUCACACAUGUUGAACAAAGUGGCACGGAGAGGGUAAAUAAUUCAUUUUUAGAUCCCUGUGACACUGCUUCUCUAGAGAGUGAAGUGAAAGUGAUGCAGUCACCCGAUAACACCCCUACUGAAGCUACCAAUGAAGCAGCUUGUAGGCAGGAGGAUAGGACAGAAGUCAGUUGCAAUGUAACAAGGACAGAUGAUCUGAUGGGCGGAAAGGAAACCAGCAUUGAAGAAAUGAUAGAGAGAACAUGUAAUGGGGUUCCACCAAAUGAGGAAAAGGCUGAAGAUAGAGUACCUUGGAAUGAAACCAUCAUCCAGAACCAGUCUCCCGUAAGCCGGGCUGGUGAAAGGCAUGACAGUACUGUGGACGGAACUUUCACCGAGGGAGAUCUUUCCCUGGAGCUCGAUGACGAUAGAAAUCCAGGUACAACUACUAAGGGUGUUACUGCACCUAAAUUCACCACUGCAAUGGAGGUCCAGGGUGCAGGAUACAAGGACGUGUUGCUUCAUGUUCCAGAUCAACCUAUGGUGGAUUUCAAACUUCCCCUCCUUGAUGUAAAAUUUGUUGUCCAAGAACAUUGGAAGGCUACAUCUCCUCUUGAAGCACUUCUAAAUGACAUGACGGAAACCAGGAAAGAAGUUUCUUGUGCCAGUAAUGGAGAUGAUGGUGUCACAACCGAUGAGAAACACCACAUUUUCUCUCUGGAGGACGAUGAACCUAAUGCGCCUACAGCAUCUGACCAGCCUUUGUUGGACGUAGAUGAUCUCACUCAGAAAAACGAAACUUCAAACUUGGAAAGCGAACCCCCACAGGAUCUUUCUCCAUGCAGCAACCAGGAGCCAUUCCCAAGUCUCAUUUGAGAACGAUUGUUUGUUAUAUUAUACGUGCCAUCUUGUAUAUUAKAUAGAAUAGACCAGUGAAAAGUGGGAACCAUCAAUGUAUGCUACAGAUCUGACCAAUGGAUUAAUUACUUGACCAUGAGUUAAUUUUCCUUCA
Nelumbo nucifera (sacred lotus) is the source of this 2845-nucleotide messenger RNA. Its product is annotated as 40S ribosomal protein S27. The record is from RefSeq and is a predicted model, not a curated record. NCBI's taxonomy places the organism in Eukaryota, Viridiplantae, Streptophyta, Magnoliopsida, Proteales, Nelumbonaceae.